AUGGAGAUUGACAGCGUUGAACCUACCAUUGACGAAGGACUUUAUUCUCGCCAACUUUAUGUGCUUGGCCACGAUGCUAUGAAAAAAAUGGGCACCUCCAACGUUCUUAUCGUUGGUUUAAAAGGACUUGGUGUUGAGAUAGCCAAGAAUAUAAUUCUUGCUGGAGUGAAGAGUGUUACACUCUAUGAUCCGGAACCAGUAAAAAUCUGCGAUCUAUCAACUCAGUUCUAUCUAAGAGAAGAGGAUAUUGAUAAAUCACGAGCAGCUUCAACAGCUCCUCGUUUGGCAGAAUUGAAUCAAUAUGUUCCCGUUCAUGUACUGGAAGGAGAUUUAACAAAUGAAAAGUUAAAAGAUUAUCAGGUGGUUGUAUUGACGGAAACUACAUUAAAACGUCAAUUAGAGAUUAAUGAUUUUACACAUAAUAACGGAAUUAGUUUUAUCUCAACAACUGUUCGCGGUCUUUUUGGAACUAUUUUCAAUGAUUUUGGUGAAAAUUUUGUCGUGUCUGACACAACCGGCGAAAAUCCAUUAUCGGGGAUGAUUGCAGCAGUCAGCAAGGAGACAGAUGGAAUUGUUACAUGUCUUGAUGAAACGAGACAUGGUCUAGAAGAUGGCGAAUACGUCACUUUCUCGGAAAUUAAUGGCAUGGCUGAAUUAAACAAUUGUGAACCAAGACAAAUCAGAGUACUGGGUCCUUAUACAUUUACUAUUGGGGAUACUUCGAACUUUGGCGAUUAUAUUAGUGGGGGAACAUUUACUCAAGUCAAGCAACCAAAGAAGCUAUCAUUUAAAUCGCUUAGAGCAGCAUUAAAAACCCCCGAAUAUCUCGUUUCAGAUUGGGCAAAAUUUGACAGAUUGUCUCAGUUGCACAUAGGUUUUCAGGCACUUCAUAAAUUCACAGAAAAACACGGGUCGCUUCCACGCCCACGUAAUGAAUCUGAUGCCGACGAAUUAUUUAAAUUAGCCAAUUCUAUCAAUGAUCAACUUGAAGAUAAAGCCGAGUUCGAUGAGAAGUUAAUUAAACAACUAGCAUAUGGUGCUGCAGGCGAUUUAUCUCCUAUGGUUGCUGUAUUUGGUGGCUUGGUAGCUCAAGAAGUUUUGAAAGCUUGUAGUGGAAAGUUUCAUCCUAUUUAUCAAUUCUUUUAUUUCGAUUCUCUGGAAUCUUUGCCAACUAGUGUAACUCUUACCGAAGAAUCUUGUCGUCCGAUUGGGUCGCGUUAUGAUGGACAAAUAGCUGUAUUUGGCAAAGAAUUCCAGGAAAAAAUCGCCAAUUUCAGAGAAUUCUUGGUUGGUGCUGGAGCCAUUGGCUGCGAAAUGCUCAAAAAUUGGGCUAUGAUGGGAUUAGGGACAGGUGCAAGAGGUUCCAUUCAUAUUACAGAUAUGGAUACGAUCGAAAAGAGCAAUCUUAAUCGGCAGUUUUUGUUCCGUCCUGAAGAUGUCGGGAAAUUAAAAUCGGCGACAGCAGCAGCAGCGAUUGGGAAAAUGAAUCCAGAUGCUAAGGGAACAAUUAUUGCUCAUGAGGAUCGCGUUGGUGUAGAAACAGAAAACGUCUAUAAUGACGAGUUCUUUGAAUCGCUCGAUGGUGUCACCAAUGCAUUAGACAAUGUUGAUGCUCGUAAAUAUAUGGAUCGACGUUGUGUUUAUUUCAGAAAGUCAUUAUUAGAAUCCGGAACAUUAGGUACCAAGGGUAACACACAAGUUGUCAUCCCCUAUUUAACGGAAUCAUAUUCAUCAUCUCAGGAUCCACCGGAAAAAUCCAUUCCACUUUGUACACUAAAGAACUUCCCUAAUGCCAUUGAGCACACUAUUCAAUGGGCGCGUGAAUUAUUUGAAGGGCUUUUCAAACAGCCUGCAGAAAAUGUGAAUCAAUAUCUAAGUCAACCCAAUUUCGUAGAAUUAACUAUGAAACAAGGAGCUAAUCAGAAGGAUAUAUUGGAGGGUAUUCGAAAUUUCUUGGUUACUGCAAAACCAUUAAGUUUCGAUGAGUGCAUAGCGUGGGCGAGACUCCGCUUUGAAGAACUCUAUAAUAAUAAUAUUCAGCAGCUUUUAUUCAAUUUUCCCAAAGAUUCUAUUACAUCUUCUGGAACAUUAUUCUGGUCGGGACCAAAACGUGCCCCAACUCCAAUCAUUUUUGAUCCUGAAAAUGAAUCCCAUUUAGAUUUCAUUGUUGCUGCCGCUAAUCUUCAUGCAUUUAAUUAUGGCCUUAAGGGUGAAUCGAAUCGUGAAUAUUUCAAACGUGUUGUAAGUAAUGUUAUUGUUCCUGAAUUUACACCCAAACAAGGCGUGAAAAUUCAAGUUCAAGAAAACGAAACGAUUCAACAAGCUUCAGCCAACGAGCAAGAAUUGCAAGAAAUAAUUUCAUCUCUGCCAUCGUCUUCAACAUUAGCUGGCUUCCGACUGAAUCCAGUCGAGUUUGAGAAAGAUGACGACACAAACUUCCACAUCGACUUUAUUACAGCGGCGUCCAAUCUACGAGCAGAUAAUUAUGUAAUUCAACCAGCAGAUCGUCUUAAAACGAAAUUUAUUGCCGGAAAAAUUAUACCAGCUAUUGCCACCACGACAGCGUUGGUUACCGGUUUGGUCUGCUUGGAAUUAUACAAGAUUAUCGACGGGAAAAAUAAAUUGGAAGACUAUAAAAAUGGAUUUGUUAAUCUUGCAUUGCCAUUCUUUGGCUUUUCUGAGCCAAUUGCUAUGCCGAAAUACAAGUAUCAUGAGACUGAAUGGAGUCUGUGGGACCGAUUUGAUAUCCAAGGCGAUCUCACAUUACAAGAAUUCAUAGACUAUUUCGCAUCUAAACACCAACUAGAAAUUACAAUGUUAUCAUGUGGUGUCAGCAUGCUUUACUCUUUCUUUUUACAAGGCAAGAGAAAAGAGGAACGCAAAAAUAUGAAAAUGUCGAAAUUAGUAGAAUUAAUAUCCAAAAAACCAAUUCCUCCUCAUGUAAAAGCUCUCACAUUAGAGAUGUGUGUAAAUGAUCGCGAAAACGAAGAUGUAGAGGUUCCGUAUGUUAGACUAGUCAUUAGAGAAUGA
Ambispora gerdemannii is the source of this 3030-nucleotide messenger RNA. Lineage: Eukaryota; Fungi; Glomeromycota; Glomeromycetes; Archaeosporales; Ambisporaceae. The record is from the annotation of a GenBank genome assembly.